CUGUGAGUUCCUGAAGCUGCUGUUCCUCCUCUCUCUGUCUCUGAAUGAAGAUUUGAGCUUCACCCCAGACAGCAACUUCCUUCCUCUGUCCAAACAUCGUGCGUUAGACGGGGAGGAUUCAAAAUCUCAAAUCAAGCAUCACGUCAAAGUCUCGAUUCACUGUGACCUAACUAUCAACAUUUUAAUCUUGUUCUGUCUGCUUCAGAAGCUUUCAAACUCCGAUGUGACUGGGAGUGCGCUCAGACACACACACGUACGCCUCGGGUGAGAGUGUGUUCCAUUGAACUGACUGUGGAGAUAGCUUUAACUGGUUAGACAGACUGGGGAUGUCUCCCGCUGUUUGCGGUGCUGAGAUACUGCAUGUGUGUCCUGUCUGUGAAUUAGGCUUCAUCUGACCGUCAGACCAGGGGGGGGAAGAGACGAGGAUAUCCGCACCAUGGAGAAACGGUGGAAAUGCGGGGAAUGCGGGAAAGGAUUCUGUUCCCCGUCUGCCCUCGAAACCCAUCGGCGCAUUCACACCGGCGAGAGGCCGUUCACCUGCUCCGUGUGCGGCAAGGGCUUCGCUCACUCGUCCGCCCUGCUGACCCACCAGCGGGUCCACACCAGGGAGAAGCCGUACGCCUGCCGGGAUUGUGGGAAGGGAUUCACUGAUUCCUCCGCCCUGCUGACGCACCAGCGCAUUCACACCGGCGAGAGGCCGUUCACCUGCUCCGUGUGCGGCAAGGGCUUCAGUCAGUCCUCCAACCUGCAGAUGCACCGGCGGGUCCACACCAGGGAGAGGCCGUUCGUCUGCUCCGAGUGCGGCAAGGGGUUCACUCAUUCGUCCGCCCUGCUGACCCACCAGCGGGUCCACACCGGGGAGAGGCCCUUCAGCUGCCCGGUGUGCGGGAAGGGCUUCAGCGACUCGUCGGCUCUGCUGACCCACAAGCGGGUCCACACCGGGGAGAGGCCAUUCACCUGCUCCGUGUGCGGGAAGGGGUUCACUCAGUCGUCCAACCUGCUGACCCACCAGCGGGUCCACACCGGGGAGAGGCAGUUCACUUGCUCGGUGUGCGGGAAGGGGUUCGGUGACUCGUCCAACCUGCUGAGACACCAGCGGGUCCACACCGGGGAGAGGCCGUUCACCUGCUCCGAGUGCGGGAAGCGUUUCACCCACUCGUCCAGCCUGCGCACGCACCAGCGAGUGCACACCAGGGAGAAGCCGUUCAACUGCCUUGAGUGUGGGAAGGGAUUCACUCAGAUAUCCAACCUACUGAGGCACCAGCGUCUUCACAAGUGAACCGGAGCUCGGUUCUGCAGGAGUUACAUCCAGGACCUGGACUGUGUACAUCCUGACAGUGGGUCAUAGAGAUGUACAGCAUGGAAACAGACCCUUCAGUCCAAAUCAUGCAUGCUGAUCAGAUAUCCGAACCCAAUCUAGUCCCGUUUGCUCGCAGAUGGCCCAUAUUCGUCUAAACCCUUCCUAUUCAUGUCCCCAUCCA
This is a messenger RNA of Hemiscyllium ocellatum (epaulette shark), 1481 nucleotides long. Its product is annotated as zinc finger protein 239-like. Lineage: Eukaryota; Metazoa; Chordata; Chondrichthyes; Orectolobiformes; Hemiscylliidae. The record is from RefSeq and is a predicted model, not a curated record. Gene Ontology annotation, biological process: central nervous system development; regulation of transcription by RNA polymerase II. Gene Ontology annotation, cellular component: nucleus. Bases 437 to 1279 code for a protein of 280 amino acids. The transcript has 2 exons. Gene Ontology annotation, molecular function: RNA polymerase II cis-regulatory region sequence-specific DNA binding; DNA-binding transcription factor activity, RNA polymerase II-specific.